AUGGCUAUACCGCGGCAUUCUACAAAAAGAACUGGGAAUUUAUUGGUGAAUAGAUUUGGAGAGAUAUCAAGUAUUAUGCAGAAAACCCUUCCAGCAUUGAGGAAGUCAACGGGUAUGAGCAAGAUCAUUGUGGAUAGGCUUAAGCUUACAAUGGAGAAUUUAGUUUCUCCUUACCAAGCUAGCUUCGUGCCAAAUCGUCAGCUUCAGGAUAAUAUUAUAGUAGCAAAGGAGCUGGUUCAUUCUAUGGGGAGAUUUCCUGAUUGGAUGAUUGGUGUUAUAAUGGCUUCUAUAACUUCUAAUCGUUCGAGGGUCUUGAUAAAUGGUGUGGCUUCGGAUUGCAUAGUUCCUCAGAGAGGAAUUCGUCAAGGGGAUCCAAUAUCUCCUUAUAAUUUUGUGUUGUGUGUUGAGAAGCUUUCCCACUUGAUCGCUGGAAAAGUGACUAUGGGGAGACAUAUUAAAGCAGACUAUGGAGCUAUCAAGGAUAGGAUACGUUCAAAACUGGAUGGUUGGAAAAGCCAUUGCCUUUCUUUUGCUGGUCGAGUUACUUUGGUGAAAUCGGUCAUUGCUGCAAUCCCUUCUUUCCAUAUGCAGAAUGGUCUUUUACCAGUAACGUUUUGUGAUGAAAUUGAGCAGAUACAAAGGGCUUUCAUUUGGGGAGAUCAGGAUAGCAGAAGGCGGGCUCAUUUAGUAGCUUGGGAUCAAAUGUAUAAACCCAAAGAUAGAGGUGGUUUGGGAAUAAUUAACCUUCGACUCCAAAAUGAAGCUUAUAUUCAUAAACUGGCGUGGAAGGUGUUAACUAAGAAAGAUGAUUUAUGGGUUAAGAUUUUAGUAGCCAAGUAUGGUAGAGGUCAAGACUUAAGGAGAGGUAUAAAGGCAAAAUCAUAUGACUCUAAACUUUGGCGUGAUCUUGCUAAAUGUUGGAGUAAUUUCCUUGCUGGACUUAGAUGGGAAAUAGCAGAUGGUUCUAAAGUAAAGCUUUGGACUGAUAACUGGUUGGGAUGGGAGGAAAAUUUGCAGCAGUUGUCGAGCAAUCAGGUGUCGUGGGAGGAGAGUCAGAAAUCAAUUGCAGAUUACAUGGUGGAUGAUGGUUUCCGUCUUGAAGUUGUUCAUCAAUUUCUGGAGUCAGAUUUGGCUGAUGCACAGAUGUUCACACUAGCGUAUGGAAAAAAGUUUGGUCGUGGAAUGGACCAAAACGAGUGA
This is a messenger RNA of Gastrolobium bilobum, 1200 nucleotides long. RefSeq lists its product as uncharacterized. The record is from RefSeq and is a predicted model, not a curated record. The transcript is spliced from 5 exons. Bases 1 to 1200 code for a protein of 399 amino acids. NCBI's taxonomy places the organism in Eukaryota, Viridiplantae, Streptophyta, Magnoliopsida, Fabales, Fabaceae.